Molecule: messenger RNA, 1595 nt
Organism: Seminavis robusta
Lineage: Eukaryota; Bacillariophyta; Bacillariophyceae; Naviculales; Naviculaceae
Source: the annotation of a GenBank genome assembly
CCGGAUCUACUGGAUUUGCCUUGGCUUCAACCCGUGGUUUUCGCUUUUAGCGGGUCCAGCAGCCCAAGCCCCUCGAUCUUUGAUCUAUUCCAUCUGUUCUGCAAGCUCACAAAUCGUUUCUCAGCCCCAAGUUUAAAAGUCCUUUGCCUUGUUGCCGUCGACACUAUACUGAACAAACCACAGUAAGCUGCCAAAAUGACAAACUUUUUAACCAAGACCGUGAGUAAAACCAGCAAGAAGUUGGGCAAAACGCUGAGCAAGGCUGCCGAAAAGGGCGAGAAUCUUGUGAUUGGCAAACCACCGGGUCGAACCGCUUCUGGCCGAGAUGGUCGUGGUGUGAGCCGCCACAGCAGCGGCAAGGGCAAGAAAAGUCCCGCUCGUAGCACCAGUGGCAAGGGUAGCCGACGACGCGAACGGGUCGAAGAAGGAUCCGAUGAAGUGCACAUGUUCUGCUCGGACAUGUACACCCAUGACUUUGUCGUCGAUGCGGCCAAGCAGGUGGAAGAAGAUUCCAAUGUGACCUCGCUCAUCUUGGAAGAUCUCAUUCAGCGCAACUGCAACGACACAUCCGAAGUGAUUAUCAAUCUCAUGGCGGAUAACUUCUUCUCCAACGGCGGAAACAAAAAGGCAAACAAGGCCCAACGCAUCUGGACCAGCAUCUCCUUCAUCGACUGCAUCAGUGAUGUCGAUUCCUACAAGAACUACCUCGACCUGAAGGCCAAGUUCACCGCCAACAUGAAACGCUCAUUGGCCGCCAAGGGCAUGUCCAAGGACUUGCCCGUCAAGUUCGAGGCUAAGAUUGAAUUGCACACCAUGUUGGAUAUCUACGGUGUCAUUCAGCUCUUGCAGGCGGUGGAACGCGACGACUCGGUCAAGUCCGUCAACUUUCCUGGAUUCCGCGGAGAAGAUAAAGAUGUCGUCGAGGCAUUUAGCAAAUUUGCCGACACGGAAACCAUGGAGUGGAAGGAGACUGUCGGAAUCUUGGUCAAAUACCGACGAAAUGGACCCAAGAAUUACAAGGGCGCCAAGAACCCCAACACGAUCGUCGUCGGAGACUUGGCCAAGGCGUUGCAAUGUGCCAUGUUCUCGGGAUCCUCGGCCGAUUUGAAUUUCGAAGAGGAGUCUGGCGACUUUGCUGCCCCAUCGUUCCUGGCCAAGCCUGGAAUGAAGGACGAAUCGGUUACCGAAGUGUCCUUGUUUGACUCACCGGAAGGCGACCUCCGUGUACGAAAAAUGCGAUCGGGCAGCCCCCAGGAAGUCUCGUGGAUGAGAUCCUCGGCCACGCGAGCUUAGGCGAAAGAGAAUCUCUGGAUGACAAUGACAACGGCGGUAUUUUGCUCGUCGGUCAGUGAGCCAUCACCUGGCUUGCAUUACAUUUAUUUUCGGUCGGUACUAGCCGACUAACCAAACAAUCUGCUGCGUUUGUAACGCCAAGCAAGGUUGUAUUCGGUGGUACCGUACGUUUCGCAUUGCAUGGAUUAACCGUGCAACCAUAGCUACAAGCUUUCAAAAAGGCUGUGAAAGAGGCACCAAAGAGCAACAAAACACAAGCGAGCUCAUACAUUUUAAAAAUACUAAUGCAUGUUACAGAAUUU